This is a messenger RNA of Mya arenaria, 624 nucleotides long. RefSeq names its product metabotropic glutamate receptor 3-like. Lineage: Eukaryota; Metazoa; Mollusca; Bivalvia; Myida; Myidae. The record is from RefSeq and is a predicted model, not a curated record. Bases 163 to 624 code for a protein of 153 amino acids. The transcript has 4 exons.
ACCUGGUUGGUCCACUACACCCCGUGAAUACAGUUGUUCGUGCAACUGGAAUUUGUCAUCGCUGUACAGACAGCCGGACAAACGUUUUUCGAAAAGGAUUAUAAAUAUUGUUGCCUGUAAUGUGGAUGAAUUCAUAAAUAAGCAGAUUUGUUAACAAUCAAAAUGGGUGUUUGGAUCUGCCCAUGCUUAUUGGCAUUGGUGGUGGUGUUUGUGCAUACGGACGGACAGACGCUGAUGAACCACCAGACGUGUGAUCUUAUGCAAGGCCAUCAAACGAUAAUCCAGCCAGAUGCUGAUGCCUUUAUCUCUGGGUUUUUCGCUAUGCAUAACGCAGGAGAGAAUGGCGUCGGAUGUGGUGGCAUUCGGACCAGUGAGAUGCAGGCUUACGAAGCUAUCCGCUGGGCCCUGGACCGUCUGAACAAAAUCAAUGAGGAUCUCAAUGGAGAGAGGCUUGAUGACUAUUACAUUCCUGGGGUCAGACUCGGUAUGGUAGCGAAUGACUACUGCUCAAACCCAUCGAUGGCUGUCACCAUGGCAGAGGCGCAGUUCCCACAGUUUGGAGCAUCUGAGUAUGAGUGUCAGAAAAAUACAAAUAAACUUAUGCUAGGUACGGCUAAUUUGUAA